This is a messenger RNA of Megalopta genalis, 1385 nucleotides long. RefSeq names its product translin (gene trsn). The record is from RefSeq and is a predicted model, not a curated record. Gene Ontology annotation, biological process: RNA metabolic process. Gene Ontology annotation, molecular function: sequence-specific DNA binding; RNA binding; single-stranded DNA binding. Lineage: Eukaryota; Metazoa; Arthropoda; Insecta; Hymenoptera; Halictidae.
UCCUGUCCUGUUCUGGGAGACAAUUAAGACAAUCAAAGUAUCAGAGACAAUUUUGGACACACCGCUUUCCGCUGCUAAGAAGUUGACAAACAGACUUGUAUUUGUUUAAUAUUUAAUAAGUUGUCUUACGGAAAAUUAAAAACAAUAUGUCUGUGAGAAUAGCGGAGCUUUUUAAUUCGUUUCAGGAUUACUUAAACAGUGAAGAAGAAUUGCGCGAGAUUUUGUACAAGGUACAAACUUAGUACGAACAUUUGCAGCAUCGAUACUUUUCUUUACGAAUUGUUAAACGAUGAGUGGUCAAGUAUUUUCUGUCAAAUAUCUUCGAAACGUGUGUAUAUUUUAGGAAAUCCGUGGCAGUGUGAAACGUCUUGAAAAGUCAUCCACGGAAAUACUGAUGAUUUUACAGAACAUUCAUAAUGAUGAUAAUUUUGAGGAAAACAUAAUUGUAUCUCGAUAUUGCGUAUCAGCAAGAGAAAUAUUUGAAGAUGUGCGUAAAGAUUAUGCAAAGCUUGCGAAAGUUGUACCAAAGGACCAGUAUUACAGAUUUCAUGACCAAUGGCGUUUCGUGACACAAAAACUGUGUUUCUUAGCCUCUUUAGUAAUUUAUUUAGAAAUUAAGGUUUUGGUUACCAAAGAAGCUGUUGCAGAGAUGUUGGGAAUUAAAAAUAGCAAAGAAGAUGGUUUCCACUUGGAUUUAGAAAAUUUCUUAAUGGGCUUGCUACAGUUGGCUACAGAAUUGAGUCGGUUUGCAGUAAAUAGUGUCACAAAUGGUGAUUACAAUAGACCCAUAGAAAUAGCAAGAUUCGUAAACGAAUUAAAUGCUGGCUUUAGACUGUUAAAUUUGAAAAACGAUGUCCUGAGAAAACGUUUUGAUAGUUUAAAAUACUCUGUUAGAAAAGUAGAGGAAGUUGUUUAUGACCUCAGUAUAAGAGGUUUAAAACCAGAUCCUAAUCCAGUCAGCCAAGAAACAGAGUAAUUAUUAUAUAAGUAUAGUUUAUGGCACUAACAAUAUCUAUAUAUUAUAUAUAAAAUUAUAUAUAAUAAUUUAUAAAAAUUAUCAUUUUCAUAUUAAGCUUUAUAAAUUGUGAAAAUGUUCGUUCUUGUUAUUUCAUAUUUUUGUUUCACUAUUUGAAAUAACUAAUAACCUACAUGGAAAUUUACUUCGUUUAACAAGUUUUUAUCAUCGAUGAAUUUCUGGUAAUUCUUAGUAAAAAAUUUUGCAACAUCCUGAGGGCGAGUUACACCAGAAAUGUGUGGUGAGAUAGUGACCUGAAUGGAAAUGUAAAUUGAAAUUAUUUAAGUUGGUUUAAUAAUAUAUUUUAUAUUGUAUCUAAAACAUAGAAGAUUUACUUGUGGUAAUGUCCAUAAUUUACUAUCUUUUGGCA